This is a messenger RNA of Arabidopsis lyrata subsp. lyrata, 2867 nucleotides long. Its product is annotated as pentatricopeptide repeat-containing protein At3g24000, mitochondrial. The transcript is spliced from 2 exons. The coding region runs from base 251 to 2137 and encodes 628 amino acids. Gene Ontology annotation, biological process: RNA modification. The record is from RefSeq and is a predicted model, not a curated record. Lineage: Eukaryota; Viridiplantae; Streptophyta; Magnoliopsida; Brassicales; Brassicaceae. Gene Ontology annotation, molecular function: protein binding; RNA binding; zinc ion binding.
AGUAGUUAUACCCAAAUUUGAUCGUAACUAAAACCAGGAUUUAGCAAAAUUAAGCAACAGUCAUUGUCCUGCAACAAUUUCAUGAAAUUAGCCAAAAAAAAAACUAAAACCGCAAAAUCCGAAUUAUCCAAAUUACCAUGAAGUCGAACCGAAUUCUAUUCCGGUUAUUUGAUAUCAAUAGUCAAACAUUAACACAAACCGAAGAUAACCAAAUCAUUUCGGUUAUAUUCCUCUCCGGUUAGCAUCUCUGAUGAUCACGACCAUGGCCUUGCGUUUCCCGUCUCGUCUCCUCUCCCAGCUGAAGCUAUCUCGGCGUCUACAUUCUCUUCCGGCACCGUUAUCUGAAGAUUCCGAUGACGAAUCUUUAAAAUUCCCAUCCAAUGAUCUCGAGGGCAGUUAUAUUCCCGUCGAUAGACGUUUCUACAACACGCUGCUGAAGAAAUGUACAGUCUUUAAAUUACUCACUCAGGGAAGGAUCGUUCAUGGUCAUCUUAUUCAAUCUAUCUUUCGUCAUGAUCUCGUUAUGAACAACACUCUUCUCAAUAUGUAUGCGAAAUGCGGAAGUUUGGAGGAAGCUCGUAAAGUGUUCGACAAAAUGCCUGAGAGAGAUUUUGUUACUUGGACUACUUUGAUUUCUGGUUACUCGCAGCAUGAUAGACCUUUUGAUGCGUUAGUAUUGUUUAAUCAGAUGCUGAGAUUUGGAUUUAGUCCUAAUGAGUUCACUUUGUCUAGUGUGAUCAAAGCUGCUGCUGCUGAGAGAAGGGGUUGUUGUGGUCAUCAACUUCAUGGGUUUUGUGUUAAGUGUGGUUUUGAUUCGAAUGUUCAUGUUGGUAGUGCUCUUCUUGAUUUGUACACUCGCUAUGGUCUUAUGGAUGAUGCACAAUUGGUUUUUGAUGCCCUUGAGAGCAGGAAUGAUGUUUCUUGGAAUGCUCUGAUUGCUGGCCAUGCUAGGAGAUGUGGUACAGAGAAGGCUCUUGAGCUUUUUCAAGGGAUGCUUAGAGAGGGUUUUAGACCCUCCCAUUUCUCGUAUGCUAGCCUCUUUGGUGCUUGUUCCAGUACUGGGUUCUUGGAGCAAGGGAAAUGGGUUCAUGCGUAUAUGAUUAAAUCCGGUGAAAAGCUUGUGGCUUUCGCAGGAAACACUCUUCUUGACAUGUAUGCGAAAUCAGGAAGCAUCCAUGACGCGAGGAAAAUAUUCGAUAGAUUGGCUAAAAGGGAUGUGGUGUCUUGGAACUCGCUGCUGACUGCUUAUGCCCAACAUGGAUUUGGAAACGAAGCAGUGUGCUGGUUCGAAGAAAUGAGGAGGGGCGGGAUUCGUCCCAAUGAAAUCUCGUUUCUCUCUGUGCUUACAGCUUGCAGCCAUUCUGGUCUUCUAGAUGAAGGGUGGCAUUACUAUGAAUUGAUGAAGAAAGAUGGGAUAGUACUCGAGGCUUGGCACUACGUCACGAUCGUAGAUCUUCUUGGGCGAGCCGGUGAUCUUAAUAGGGCACUGAGAUUCAUCGAAGAAAUGCCAAUAGAACCCACUGCAGCCAUCUGGAAAGCCCUGCUUAAUGCUUGUAGAAUGCAUAAAAAUACGGAAUUGGGAGCUUAUGCCGCUGAGCAUGUAUUUGAACUUGACCCAGACGACCCUGGUCCCCAUGUAAUACUAUAUAACAUCUAUGCAUCAGGUGGCAGAUGGAACGAUGCUGCGAGAGUGAGAAAGAAGAUGAAGGAAAGUGGAGUGAAGAAGGAACCUGCUUGCAGUUGGGUAGAGAUUGAGAAUGCAAUCCACAUGUUUGUGGCAAAUGAUGAACGUCAUCCACAGAGGGAGGAGAUUGCUCGGAAGUGGGAAGAGGUUUUAGCAAAGAUCAAGGAGUUGGGAUAUGUGCCAGACACUAGCCAUGUAAUAGUCCAUGUGGAUCAACAGGAGAGGGAAGUGAAUUUACAAUAUCAUAGUGAGAAAAUUGCUUUGGCAUUUGCGCUUCUCAACACCCCUCCUGGAUCAACCAUACACAUCAAGAAAAACAUCCGGGUUUGUGGGGAUUGCCAUUCAGCAAUCAAGUUGGCGUCAAAGGCGGUUGGGAGGGAAAUCAUUGUGAGAGAUACAAAUCGGUUUCAUCAUUUUAAGGAUGGUGCUUGUUCUUGCAAGGAUUAUUGGUAGUGGCCACUGGAAAAGUCAAUGGCUUCUGCCGGUGUGUGUGGAGAAAAGGCCAGUCGUUUAGAAUGAAUGAUUGUCACUGUAACACCCAUUCUCUAUUUGGUGGUUAGAGGUUUCUACCACCUUGAAUUUGGUUGUUGGAAGUGCUAAAGAAAGUAGAGGUGCGGAUGAUAUGCAGCAAAGGAGUUGGAAAAGCUUAACACAGCCAACUUUGACCAAAAGAUGCAGAUCAUUCAAAACACAUUGAAGGUGCUGCUUCAGUUGGCAAGCUCUUGGAGCAAGAUAACCUGGACCUCGGUUAUGGUGCAGCUAAAAGUUUAGUUGAGUUCACAUCCAACAUCACUUCACUUUUGAUCUAUCUGAAGAUUGUCUUUAGCUAACUCUUGAUGAAAACUAGGUGAAUAUGUGCAUAUGGUGAUAGCUAGUACCAUAGACUCCUAUGAAAGUGAUCAGGAUCAGGACAGAUCUGAUGGACAGACCCUCUGAAAGUGAGCAGGACCGCUCUGGUGUUGUUUAAGCUUCCCAAAAGACAAAGGCGAGUCAACAGGAGACAAAUGUGGGAGGCAUGGACUAUAAUCACUAAACUCUCUCUCCUUCACCAAUUAUCUUAACUUAAGAAAAGAGAUGCGAUUCUUUUAGGAGUCUUUGUCUUUGAUUUUGUUGCCCAAUCACUGGUUUCACAAUAAACAGCACACUUGGAAAAAUUUUAGACCAUAAGCAUCAUAUUUUUUUC